Mercenaria mercenaria is the source of this 2605-nucleotide messenger RNA. RefSeq lists its product as uncharacterized. The transcript has 4 exons. Gene Ontology annotation, molecular function: NADP binding; flavin adenine dinucleotide binding; N,N-dimethylaniline monooxygenase activity. The record is from RefSeq and is a predicted model, not a curated record. Bases 250 to 1605 code for a protein of 451 amino acids. NCBI's taxonomy places the organism in Eukaryota, Metazoa, Mollusca, Bivalvia, Venerida, Veneridae.
UUGAAAUAUAUUUCUUCUUAAAACUAAAGAUUUAUUAAAUAAAUACAAUGUAUAUCAAUAAAUGGCAAUGUAGUAAGUAUUUAUAAAACUGAUAAAAAGAUAUGAUGGAAAACUUUUCCAACUUUCUUGCAAAACAGAUUCUUUGUGUACAUAGAAGUUUAGGAAUGGGCAUGAAAAAUAUGUGUACAGAAAAAUUGUGACUGUUUUUACAUUUUUUCUAAGUUGCCUCAUAUUUUUCUUCAAAAUUAGAUGGAAGCAAAACAGAAAGUAUGUAUCAUCGGCGCCGGGCCGUCGGGAAUGUCGGCGUUGUACCAUUUUGUCCAGCAGGAUAAUAUUCCCGAUAUUGUAUGCUAUGAGAAGCAGAGCACUUGGGGUGGACAGUGGAAUCUAACUUGGAGAACAGGGCUAGAUGAAUAUGGUGAACCCAGUCACAGCAGUAUGUAUAAGGACUUGUGGACAAACGCACCCAAGGAAGCAAGCAUAGAGUACCCAGACUACACAUUUGAAAAACAUUUUGGUCAACCAGUUUCUUCUUAUCCUCCUGUAUCUGUCGUAAGGAACUACCUUGAAGGAAGGUGGACAAAAGGAGCUGAAAGCGACCUUAAACGCUACAUCUUAUUCAACACUCUCGUUAGGUUUGUCCGUUACCAAGACGACACAGAUCGUUUCUUAGUUACUUCCGAAAAUUUGAAGAAUGGUGAAACUAAGGACGACGUUUUUACACACGUCAUAGUAUGCAAUGGUAUCUUUAACAUGCCAAACAUGCCGUAUUUUCCCGGAUUAGACGAGUUCAGCGGUCGCAUACUGCACUCACAUGACUUUAAAGAUGCAAAUGAGUUCAAAGGUCAAACUAUAUUGGUCAUAGGUGCCAGUUACUCUGCAGAAGAUGUUGCUAUCCACUGUCUGAAGUUUGGAGCAAAGCAAAUUAUAAUAUCUUGGAGAACAAAGGCGCUUGGUUUGAAAUGGCCAUCAGGAAUUGAAGAGCGCCAGUUGGUUGUACGAUUUAGUAAGACGCAAGCAUAUUUCAAAGACGGCACAAAAGCAGAUAUUGAUGUUGUCAUUUGCUGUACAGGAUACAAGAAUCACUUCCCAUUCCUAGAAAAGAGGCUGAGGAUUGACGAAAAGACAUGUGUCUACCCUGCAGGACUUUACAAGUCGUCUCUGUUCCUAAAGGCGGGAAACAAUAAGUUGUUCUACAUAGGCGCUCAAGAGCAGCUCUACACAUUCUCGCUGUUUGAGAAUAUAGCUCUUUGGGUCUGCAGAUAUAUUACAAAAAAUCCACCUGGAAAACCAAAAUCAAAAUCAGAGAUGGAAGCUGAUGCAGAACAAUGGCAACGUCGUGCCUCUUUGGUAACUUCUCGUCAUGAUUUUCUAGAUUUCCAGACAGCGAUCAUGAAAGAUCUGGCUGACCAAACAGGGUACACACAAGAUUUCCUAAAAGCUGUUCCAAUUAUUAAAAAGUGGUUCGAACACCGAGAAGAAGGAAUUGCAGGUUACAGAGAUCACCGUUUCCACUCUAUAUACACGGGAAAACUGGCACCCAAGCAAACUACUUUCUUGAAGGCAUUUGACGACAGUCUCCAAACCUUCCUUAAAAACAAAUGAUGUAAAGCAGUAAUAAUAAACAUGGCGUUUGUACGUCUAUUAUGUUAAAGGUUUAACACACAUGCAAACACGUACGUAUAUAUACGCAUAUACAUGUAUAGGAUAACUAGAUCUAUAUGGAAUAAUUAUCUUUUAUUUCAAAUAUAUUUGUAUACCAUCUGAUAUAGACCCGUCAUAUAGUCCGUUAUAUAUUCUAAGUUUUAUGUUUGCUGACAUUAUACCUUAUUACUUGAUAAUUGGUAAAAUUUAUCUUGACUUUAAAGGAGUACAAUCUAAGAUUGCACACCGCUGUUGCAUGCGCAAAGAGUAUGUUUAACUGGAUACUAUUUUGAAUUGAUUUUCUAAUGUUCUAGAAAGUUACAAUGUUGUCACAAAAUUUUAUAAAUUUGAGUUAAUAAAUCUAUAAGUCGAUCCUCUGGAAAUGCAGAACGAAAUCAAACAAUAUUCAUGGUGCACAGCACUUCACAAAUUUCUUUUGUAAAGAAAAACUUGUAAAAUACCAGUCCAGCAGGAGACAACAGUCGAGGACUAAAAAAGAAAACAGAAUCGUUGACAUUGGGUUAAAGGCUCGUGUAGUAUCAUAUAUUAUUGGAAUAUCAAUAUUUAGAUUUUGCACAAAUAAGAACUGAGACCGCCAUUUAUGUGAGAACUUAAAAUUAGAGACUAGAAUUUAUUUCAACUGUCAAUCCUCACAGUAAACAUACCUUGGAAUUUUUGUCCCAUUAGAAAAAGUAAACUAGAAUAGCAAAAACAUGAACAUUAAGACAUGAAUCGUUUUCCCGUCUGAUUAAAUACUUAAGUGUUGUUCUAUUGCUGAUACAGAAAUUUGGUUAAUUUCAUAUUCCCUUAUAGGAUAAAACACAUCUUGAUUAUUCAGAUUUUUUUUAAAGAUGCUUCUGCUUACAUUGAUAUUCAUUUUAUGUCAGAAUUUUAAUAAUCGUUUGUACAAUACAAUAUCAAAUACUAUAAAACGAAAUAAAUGAAUUCUUACUAUUUUUGC